UUUUCUUUUUUUCACUUUUUUAUAUUUGUGAGGAGGAGACUCCAUCAUCACUUCUGCUGUGCGCUUCGCUGCCGCACUUAAAACAACAACAACAACAACAAAAAGUUCAAGUGGAAAUUCUUUUGGAACGCGCUACUUCACUACAUCGGUGUUCCGACUGGAGUUUUGUUUUUCACGCUCUCCGCGGAAGAGGAUAUAUAACUUUUCAACUGGUGUUUUAGGAGAAGAGGAGCUGAGAUCGGAGGAUUUCUUGCUGCUGAGCCGGGAGGAGUGCGCAGCGCCUGGAGAUACAAGGUUAUGACGGAGCUGAGCUGAACAUGGAGCUUUUCUGGAUUGUCUUGUUUUCCAGUGUGCAUCCUCUUGUUUGGGGCCAAGGAGUUUACGCUCCAGCUAAUGCACAGAUUGUGCACUCCGGAGCAGCAUGUAACGUCAAGGAUGAUAACAUAAGCGAGAGAAUUUACACCAUUAAAGAAGGAGACACGUUGGUGCUGCAGUGUAUUGUUAAAGGACACCCACGACCACAGGUGCGGUGGACAAAGACGGCAGGCAGCGCUUCAGACAAGUUUCAGGAAACAUCCAUCUACAAUGAGACACUGCGCAUCGAGAACAUCCAGCGGGUGCAGGGGGGCCGCUACUACUGCAAGGCCGACAACGGGGUGGGGGUGGCUGCCAUCAAGUCCAUCCGCGUAGAUGUGCAGUACCUAGAUGUCCCAGUUUUGACUGUGCACCAGACGGUCGGCGAUAUACGUACAGGUUUCUACCAGGAGAAGACGGUAUUCCUCCGCUGCACCGUCAACUCCAACCCUCCUGCAAGAUUCAUCUGGAAACGUGGUGCUACGAUCAUCGAACAAAGCAAAGACAAUGGAGUGGACAUCUAUGAACCUCUUUAUACUCAGGGCGAGACCAAGGUGCUAAAACUGAAAAACCUAAGGACCAAGGAUUUUGCCGACUACACUUGCCAGGUGUCUGUCCGCAAUGUGUGCAACAUUGAAGAUAAGUCAGUCACCUUCAGGCUAACAAAUGCUACAGCUCCCCCAAUGAUCCGGCUGUCAGUCGACGACACGGUGGUGGUAGAUCCUGGGCAAGAUGUGGUCAUAACCUGUGAGGUGACUGCAGGUUUACCCUCACCCACAGUGACAUGGUCCCGCUAUCCCGGAGCCCUCCCACUCAGUGCCCAGGUUCGGGGUCCGACGCUGUUUUUACGUGCAGUCACCCCAGCGGAUGCAGGUUUCUACAACUGCACAGCAACUAACAAUGUGGGCAACCCCGCUCGCAAGAACGUCAAUCUUACUGUCAGGACAAUGAGCAACCUGACUUUCCAAAUCACACCGGACUCUAACAAGGACAGUGAGACCAUCCAAAUGGGUCGGGACCUGAAACUGUCAUGUCACGUUGAUGCCACUCCACAGGACAAAGUCAACUAUACCUGGUACAAAAAUGGUGCCCCCGUCUUCAACUCGGAAAGCCUGAUAUUACUUCGCAGUGACCCUGACAUGGCACCCGGCACAAGUAGCUUGGAGAUUGUAGACAUGAAGUUCAGAGACCUGGCUAUGUACAGCUGUGUGGCCAACUUCCCAGGCAGCAGAGUGCCAGAGCUGCGUGUGGAUGUCAACAUCUCCCAAAACAGUGUCACUCCUCCGAUGCUGUCAGUUCCAACAGGAGGCCAGAUUGUAAGUGUGCGUGAAGGAGGGUAUGCUGAGUUAGUUUGCCUGGUCGAUGGCAAACCCCGUCCUCCAAUUCUGUGGUCACGGACAGAGAAAGAUUUGCUAAUGCCUUCGGGGAAGCCCACAGUGGAGACACCCGAUGGCCGCUUGAGGCUAAGGAACGUCAGCCGUGACAUGAUGGGGGUGUAUCGAUGUCAGACAGCUUCAUACAACGGCCUUAACAUCAAGCGCAGAGAGGCACAGGUCCAACUGAAUGUGCAAUACCCUCCCAUGCUGGACCCAGUCUUUCAGGAUGUGCGAUCCAGGAACUCUCAGACAGUGACCCUGAGAUGCACUGUGCUACGGUCCAACCCUCCUCGCCUAACAGACAUUCGAUGGCUCCGCAACGGCGAGUUCAUCCGAAUGUCCAUGCCGGACCUGAAGCAGAUACCAGAGCUGAAGUUCAAGCUGGAACCCAUUAGCAAUGGGACGUAUGAGUGCAGAGUCAGUAACAGUGCAGGGACAUCAACAUGCCGAUUUAAUGUCUCUGCACAACCAUACAAUGCUGAGUUUUAUUUUGAUACACCAAACCCAGUGCGCAUUCUGAAGGGAAAUAAUUACUCCUACACCCUGCAGUGGACACAAAGGGAUCCACAGGCUACCGACCGUAUCAUUGGCUACUGGCUAAAUGUUCGAAAGAACAAGCAGAACCUUGUGUCAAAGCAAAUAGACCUGAAGGGUAAAGAGCCAGAGAAAGGCGUGCUGAUGUCCCACAUAAUAACAGACCUGAGAAUUCCCCUGUCCUAUGAGGUUCGACUGGCUCCCAUCACCACCUACAGCACGGGGGACUAUGUCAGCCGAAUCAUUUUGUACUCAGAACCCUACACCUAUCCACGAUCUUCAGACCAGGUGUGUGGGUUUGAGGAUGACAGGAUCUGUGGCUUCUCCCAAGACCGGAGUGAUAACUUUGAUUGGACAAGACAGAAUAAUCAGACGCACAAUCCCAAACGAUCCGCGAAUACUGGACCAGAGACUGACCGCAGUGGAACAAAAGAGGGGUAUUACAUGUACAUCGAAGCAUCACGGCCGCGUGCUCAAGGCGACAAGGCUCGUCUUCUCUCUCCACUUUUUAAUGUGUCUUCAGUCAGGGGUCCCAAGGGCUCUGGCCGAGUCCCAUACUGCGUCUCCUUCUAUUAUCACAUGAAGGGCAAACAUAUUGGCACGCUCAAUGUUCUUCUGAGGGUGAGAAGUAUUGCGCCUGUGGAUUCAGUGGUGUGGGCAAAAUCAGGUCAUCAGGGCCCAGACUGGAGUAAAGCCUUCUUUGACAUCAGCCCCAGCGGACCCUUCCAGAUUGUGUUUGAAGGAAUCCGAGGUGCAGGCUUUGAGGGAGAUAUCGCCAUUGAUGAUGUGUCCAUCACCAUAGGAAAGUGCAAGCAGGAGAACACGGUAGCCAACGCAGGUAAGACAGUUCUUAUUGGAGGAUCACGGUCACUCCCACUGGCCAGGUGGCUGACCUUUGGCCUCUCCUGCUUCCUCUCACUCCUGUACAGAUGAUGAGCACUUCCCAGAGCACCACCACUUGUCUGUAUUAACGGACACUGCCCUGACUCGCGCUUUUUAAAUUCCCUCUUUCUCCUCCUCUCUGCCUCCUCUCUUGUACAUGUGUCGUCACUUGUCGGUCCUCCUCACUCGCUGUCAUAUCCCUCUUGCCUUAUAUCGGUUCCAUACCUCUAUCACAAAGGUCACACCGUUUGUCAACUUUCUGUCUUCCUCUUUCUUUGACUGUUGCAGCAUUUAUGCUCAGAGUAUAAUCAACUGACUCACAAUCUGUAUUAAGGAUUGACAUACUUAUAGAAGAGUAAAUCUUUCACCUCAAACACUAUGAUAGGUGAAAAACCUUAUUCAUAUUAGUGUCACUUUCUUGCCUUUUUCUGUGCUUCAUUAACCUUGUUUGUCCAUGUGCAUACUGUUCGUAACCAUCCACCCUCCCUCCCCAGUCCCUCCAACCACCGUAUCUCACACUCCUGGCACCCUAUUUCCAGACACAGCAAAGUGUCGGACACGCUACCAAAGAUGACAAAGAACCUGAGGGAAUAAAACGAAAAACAGGGAUUCCAAAAAGAAAAGUGAGAAAAGAAGCAGAAGGUAAAAAAGGGAUUUUUAUUUUUAUUUUACAAAGACUGCCAUCUUUUUGCAUCGUUCUUUGGGGUAGUUGGAAACUACUGACAAAGAGAUGAAGAACCACAUGAAUGAAUCAAGCAAAAAUAAUUGUUUGUGGAAAAGGACGCAUAUAAAGAGGAUGAUGAAAGCUGGAUGCCCUCAGUAGCCUCUCUGCUUGCCACAAAAGACAAACCUCAGUGCGGAUUAUACGUGUACAUUUAUCUCUCUCUAUACAUAUAUAUAUAUAUCUAUAUAUUAAAUAUAACAAAAUUUAAACUAAAACACUACAAGGACAAUGGAGGACUGUAGUAAGUAAAAUUAAAGAAGCACAAUGUUUAUACUACUCUGUUGUACCUUUGAGUUUUAUUUCACUUCUUAUGUGAUGUUGCAGUCAAAUCUUUUCAAUGUUUUUGAUAUUUUGGAGGGUUUUUUUGUUUCGCCAUAUUAAGGAUCAAAGACAAUGAGUAAUAAAGUAUUAUUAUAUUCAUAUCUGUACGAUGUAGAGAGGAUGAUUUAUGAUCCUGAACCUGAUCUGAGCACCCAGAGGGAAUACACACAUGACUCAAGCCAUCUGGAUUGAAACCCUAACCUUUUCUUUUGCACUAACACUAAAAGAUACACACCUCUAAACAUACAUUGCACAAACACACACUCAUCUAUCCGUGUUGCCUUCACCAUAAACCCUGCAGAAAGACCGCUUCUUGAAUAAAGCAAAAAACAAAUAUAUAAGAGUGGUUGACAAGAUUUUAACAACUAUAUUGAUGCACUCGUUUUUGUAAAAAUGAACCAAUGUUUAAGUACUAAACAGAAACAAAAUUCCUUAUAUAAAGAAAAUUAAAGUGUUGAAAAAUAUUAAGAAAAACCUUUUCCCUGAUUUCUUUUUAAUAUUUGAUGCUAUGUAUGGAUAUUUCACACAGUAAGAGUUGAGUAGUUUAUGUUUUUAGAUUAAACAGACUUCAUAAUUACAUUUACAUGAUUAUUAAAUUUAAGCAAUAUGAGCUUCAUAUAUAAACCUCAAUGUGCAAAUGAACCAGUUAAUGGAGGCUUAAUUCAUCUUUUAUUCAAUGUUACUUAGAUUGAAUGCAGUUGUGGUUUGCUACACCAUGCUUCGUCUUCUCUAAAAUAACUGUCAACUUAUUUUGAUGUGUUUCUGUAUGCUGAUCAUCUUCAUUGCCAUGUAUAUUGCAUGUGAACCUGUCUGCUCAUUCCUGUACUCACUUCUACCUGUGUCAUGUUAACAUUGAGUUGUUCAUUUCAUUUUUUUUGCCUUCAUUAUUUUUUUAUUUGCGUUUUACAAAGCUACAUUGUUGUUUUUGUUGAAUGAUAAGUAGCACGUAACGCACAUUCGUCGUGUGUCUUUUAAAUAUUGACGUACCCAGAUGUUAGGAGGUGGAUUUAUGCUUGUUUGAACAUAUAAGAACACAUCUGUAAGAUCCCACAGUGUCAACAUUCACACAAAUUUAACUUUUCAUGGAUUUUUUCAGGAGAAGAAUGAUUUGUGCAUUAUCUUAUCUGACUACAUCCGUCUUAUACAAAUGAGCUUUUAAGAAAAUACCUCUUGUUUUCUCCUAACUUUUAAAGAGUUGUUUAUUUGUGGGAUUAAUUCCAGGUUAAGUUCAUAAGCAGUAUGCCACACUGAUGAGAACACAUUGCAUAUGUGAGUACUUUAUACUUAGUUGCAAGUAUGUUGAUGACAUAUAAGGCAUUCAUAUGCAUGACAUCUCAUGUUAACUGUGCAGCCAUUCCUCUUACUGCGUAAGUAGAAGUAGUGAGUGGUGAAAGUUUAUGGUCGCAGUUUCUGAAUGCGAGCAUGACGCUUUUUGAAAUUAGUAAUGGUAUUAGUGCCACAUAUGAUCCUUUAUUUUGGUUUAAUCAAUAGGAAACACACUUUUUAUAAAUUUUGUGAACUUAAAACUUGAGUUUAAAAGAGAGACAACUUCUAAAAUGGUCAUUUGGGAGAACAUUGUUGUAAGGGGACAUUUAAUCUGAUAGGGGAGAUAAUUAAAUUUUUUAUCCCAUCGCAAUCAAAAACUGUAAGACAUAUGAAGUCAUAAAUGUUAUUUUAUGGGUACGUACAUUUUCAUUUUCUCAAAUUAGAAAUUUUUCAGUAGUUGCUUAGAACUUAAGUAAUAGUUCAUAAGAAUGUAAUUAAGCCUGUAGCAAAACUGUAUUUUGGGCAACAGGAGGGUUCCAUAUAUGUUCCGUAAUAAAGUGACAUGCUAAAAAUUUCA
This is a messenger RNA of Xiphophorus maculatus (southern platyfish), 6034 nucleotides long. It is a transcript of the gene mdga1, whose product is annotated as MAM domain containing glycosylphosphatidylinositol anchor 1. Gene Ontology annotation, molecular function: protein binding. Gene Ontology annotation, cellular component: plasma membrane. Bases 318 to 3197 code for a protein of 959 amino acids. The transcript has 18 exons. NCBI's taxonomy places the organism in Eukaryota, Metazoa, Chordata, Actinopteri, Cyprinodontiformes, Poeciliidae. Gene Ontology annotation, biological process: homophilic cell-cell adhesion. The record is from RefSeq and is a predicted model, not a curated record.